Agrilus planipennis (emerald ash borer) is the source of this 252-nucleotide messenger RNA. RefSeq names its product sorbitol dehydrogenase. Gene Ontology annotation, biological process: D-sorbitol catabolic process. Gene Ontology annotation, molecular function: zinc ion binding; L-iditol 2-dehydrogenase (NAD+) activity. NCBI's taxonomy places the organism in Eukaryota, Metazoa, Arthropoda, Insecta, Coleoptera, Buprestidae. The record is from RefSeq and is a predicted model, not a curated record.
ACAGCCUGCGAGAAUAACGGAGCCAGCAGUUAUUAUUGAACUUACGUUCGCUGAUCGACACAACAAUAUAUCCUCGCAAAACUUUUCGCUAACCAGUGAUCUCUUAUACAUUUCAUUAAAAAACUAUUAUUCUUAUAAUUUCUUUUGUUUAUUAAACAAUGGCACCUCCUUCAAGCAAUCUUUCUGCUGUUCUUUAUGGAAUCAAUGAUCUUAGAUUGGAAGAAAGGCCUGUUCCAGAGCCAAAGGAUAAUC